CCGUCUGCUAGCCCGCCCCCCGUUCGUCGCCAGUUGUCAUGAGUGCUCAAGAUUUCUACAACGCUGGAAAGCCCCAGGAUGGAUCCUACCCGCCACCACAGGGACCACCACCGGGCCAGGGAGGCUAUUACCAAGGAGGACCUAAUAACGGCCAGGGCGGAUAUUACCCUCAGCAACCCCCUCAAGCAUAUCAACAAGGAGGGUACUAUGGCGGCCCGCCUCCGCAAGGCUACCCGCAGCAAGGCUAUCCUCAGCAGGGAUACCCUGCCCAGGGACCUCCUCAGACUGUCAUUGUGCAACAAGAAAAGGAGAGCAACACUGGUUGCUACGCCUGUCUCGCUGCCAUCCUCUGCUGUUGCUGCGCCGACGCCCUUUGCUGAUCAUGAUCUUCGGCCCGUUUUUGAAACUCAAGCGCUUAUCGCAGCUUCCGACGCGUGAUGCGCUUGCAGCGUCUUAUGCUUACGUUCGGUCACGUCCGCCCCCGCGCCACUUAUCUCUCUCCGCACUACUGUUUCCUGUAUGAUGAUCACGAAAAGACACGCGGCGCUUGGGUCGACCUGGAAUCUAGGUUGUUUUUGUUUCUUCAUUGGCUAAUCACUUGUAUCCAUACCCUCUGUAAUCACCCUUUUUACCUCGGUUCGGUUCCGACCCUUCUCUUUCUACUCCUUUUGCGAAUUUAUCACCCACACACGAUUUGGAGUAGUUUU
Messenger RNA from Coprinopsis cinerea okayama7#130, 707 nucleotides. RefSeq lists its product as hypothetical. Lineage: Eukaryota; Fungi; Basidiomycota; Agaricomycetes; Agaricales; Psathyrellaceae. The coding region runs from base 79 to 438 and encodes 119 amino acids. The transcript is spliced from 5 exons. The record is from RefSeq and is a predicted model, not a curated record.